Corylus avellana is the source of this 931-nucleotide messenger RNA. Its product is annotated as structural polyprotein. NCBI's taxonomy places the organism in Eukaryota, Viridiplantae, Streptophyta, Magnoliopsida, Fagales, Betulaceae. The record is from RefSeq and is a predicted model, not a curated record.
AUUAAAGAAAAAAAAGGCAAGAAAGUCAUCGAACUGAAAAUCCAGAAAAUCAGUGAAGCCCAGGAGAAGCAGAAGCCACAAAGAGGGCCAAGCAAUGAUUUCAAAUUCACCACUGUUUCUCCUCUUCUUCCUUUCCAUCGCUGUGCAAACCCUAGGGCUCCAAACAAUUGGUGGAAGUGAGAAAUGGAUUGGUGGGCGCAGAGUUCUGCUGAGUUUCAAAGAAACCCCUCGGGGAAGUAACGCUACCUUUGAAUGCUCUCCUUCCGGUCCCUGCGUUCCCUGCCUCUACUCCGAAAAGAACGAUGAAAAGUAUCGAUGCAGCGAGACUGGCUAUCGUAUUCCUUUGAAAUGCAUAGAAAUUAAAGAUAAUUUGAAGGACGCAAAUGGGAAAAGUUCUCAUAACCGUCGAUCUACUCUGGAAAUCUCUGACAACAGUGCAAAACUACACAUGGUAUCGCAUGAUGCCAAAGAACUCACCACUUCAAUGAGACAUAGAAGUUUACUGGGUGAUCCAUCAACGUCAGAGAAUGGACAGCAAGCUUAUAUUACUUAUAGAAGCUGUAUUCCUGCAGUUAAUGAAGAGAAGUUGUCAGUGCUUGGGUUUGAGGGGAUCGUGUUGUGUUUGUUGCUCAUUAGCGGUUCAAUUGUAUACUUCAAAAGAAAGCAGGCCAUAGCCAUGACAGCUUUUGGAGGGAGGAUCCAGACCAACUCCAGAUUUUAAUUCAGAAACCCCGUGGUAUAAGACUUCAUUUGAAGCCAAUUCUUAAUGGUCACCGAGUAAUGUUACACUAGUGAUUUUAGAAAGAAUCAAGCCAAGUGUUCAUUGUUUGCUGCCCACAGUUUGUUUCUGUUUCCUUGAGCAAAAUGAUGUUUUUUGUAUUUCUUCUGUAAUAUAUCGAGUCAUAAUGAGAGGGUGAUUUAGUUCUCUUUU